GAGUAAAAAUUAAAAGUUUGUGAUAUUUAGCAGUAAUUCACAAGAAAUGGAUACAAAAAACGUUUUGAUUGUUGUAUAAGGCUUCAAUCUAAAACAGUAAGAAGUUUGUAAGAAUUUUCAGAAGCUAAAAUAUAAGAUAAUUGUAAUUCCUUUUUCUUGCUGAUCAGACGAGUAAAGCUUCGACUUGCGUUUGUUAGAACACCGUAGUGGUUAACCAUGAUUCAUUUAACGGGUCAAAAUUUGACCUCAAAGGAAAUCAUCCAGAACAUCUUCUCGCCAAUUGUUGGAGCUAUAAUUUCCACUCAGGCUGACGAGCUAUGCCAAAAGAAUAAUCUUUCUUUCGUAGAGAUGCUGCAACCAUUUCUACGGCUGUCGUCCGAUGCAGCUCACUUCCGAGAUACGGCCGGCACCAGUGUGUCGAUCAAGGGUCUUCGCGUAAAUGUGAUCGACGUUAACUGGAGACCACCGCAGACGAUCCUAGCGAAGAAAAUGCUCAACGAAUCGGUCACCAGCGCCGCCGGUGAGAAGCUUAAAGCCGUCAAGCUUGAGGAUGGAACUUUCGUGGACAUUCCAGUUUCGGAACCUUGGUUCGAGCAGUGGCGCGAAACAUUUCUAACGGUUCAGUUUCCUUCGGACCAUGAGUUCACUAGACAUCUGCUGUGCUCGUUGAUUGUCGUUUCCAGCAUCGACGUGAAUCCUUUGGAAGUUGCCGGUCAGCUAACGAAGAAAAUUCAAAUGAUGCAAAAUAUUACGCCUCCUCGUUUGCCCAAGUGGUUUUCGACGGAUUCUCUCAAUUGCUAUGUUAUGCUGCAUGAUGGAUGCUCAGGGGACAUUGGAAAAGCUCAACAAGCAUUCGAGGGUCUCAAAUCAACGUAUGGGGAUCACAAAUGUUUCCUGGUACAGAUAAACUCACACCAGGGACCUCCGAUGGAGUGUCCCGAUCCAUGGUUGCGCUAUCUGAAGAAACACCAACGGACGGAGCCCACUGCUGCCGAAAUCGAUAGUGCCCCGAAAACGCCACAAGACAUGGGCUCGGUUACAUCGAUGCCAUCUACGUUGAUUACAACGUCAGUAACUCCAGGCGGAAGUAGUACGACUUCGGAUACACUUUCUGCUACGGGAGUUAUCAGCGGAGAAGUAAUCGCACAUCCGCUGAGUCCGGUUCAGGAAACUGGAAUCGAAAUUCAAGAAACUUCAAGCCUUACGUCCAGUAUAGAUAGUUUGUCCCAACAAACCAUUAAUCCUAACGUGUGGACCGUGGAGAGCGACAUUGAUAUAGCACAUGGGACGUUUUUAACUGCGGGAGAUCUUGAAAAUUUGAAACAUUUCGUUCAGGACUUUGCCGUCCGAGCGUUGAUUCCCUACGUAGAAAAACUAGUUGGUGUACUGAAUGAUUCGAUUUCUAACAAAAAAGGAGUUAGCCGCUCACUGCUGAGCGCUACUAAGCGGUGGUUUGUAACGAAUAAGCCCGGAACCAACACGAACCAAAAUGCGGUUGUCUACACUAACGAGUCAACCGAGCUUCAAACUCGAAAGCUAGGAGAUCUGUACUUUAUGUUUGGACAUUAUGCUCUGGCUUUCCAAGCAUAUCAUCAAGCGAAAAGAGAUUUCAAUGCUGAUUCAGCUUGGCAGUACUAUGCGGGUGCACUGGAAAUGGCUGCUUUGGCAGCUUUCAUGCAAGGAACGGCUAACCGGAAAACCUACGAUUACAUGGAGGAAGCUAUCGUUACUUACCUAAACAGCUGCAAGAUGCCUCAGUUCGCUACCCGUGCCACGUUGCUUUCGCUGGAGUGUCUUAAGGCGACCAAAUUUUAUAACGAAGCCGCUAAGCAGUUGAUUCGAAUGACAAGCGAAGAUUCGGAUCUGCGUUCAGCUUUGCUACUCGAGCAGGCCGCUUACUGCUACCUUUUGGCAACACCUCCGCAAUACAGAAAGUAUGCCUUUCAUUCGGUUCUCGCAGGUCAUCGAUUUUCCAAAUCAGGCCAAAGAAAGCAUUCGUUCCGAACCUACAAACAGGCUUAUCAGGUUUUUGAAAAUCGCGGCUGGAGCCUGGCGGAGGAUCACAUCCAGUACACCAUCGGCAGACAGGCGAUCAAUUUAAAGAAGCUUGACGAAGCUAGCAAUUGCCUUUCUCACUUGCUGAGACCUUCCAGUUUGCAAAGUGCGGCCCAGCAGGCAUUUUUCCUUAAAGACUUCCUCGCCACCCAGAAAGCACUGCUUGGUAAAGGCGAUGCGAACGACAUACUGACUAUUUUGCUUCCAAAAAUUGUUCAAACAUCCACUCGAGUUCUAGUAACAUCGCAACCACCGGUUGCGAACCCGCUGUUCAUUCCGGCUACCAAUUUAACGCUUUCAUCCAGUUUAGUGGACGAAAAUGUUUGGAACAAAAUGGAGGAAAUGCUAGUUCAAAGUGCUUCUAAAAAAUCUGUCAUGAUUUUUAAACCAAGCAGAGCACUGUUUACGCAGGAAUCUCCAACGGUGGAUAAUCCCCGCGCUGUGCAUGGUGAACCAAUAGAGCUCGCUUUUAAUUUGGAAAAUACGAUCAAGCCACCCAUCACGUUCGGAGAAAUCAACGUGCUGUGGGAGUUUCGCAAGGACAAUCAGGAAAUUUUCUCGAACAAGCCCCUGUUCCUGGGUGAAAUCACCGCCGACGAACGCAAGGAGAUUGAUAACGUCGUAACGACAACCUCCGUCAGUUCGGUGCAAUUCGGAGAGUAUGAAGUGAAAACCAUUUCCCUAAAGCUAACCCCUAGAAGCACAGGACAGCUGCGAAUUCUGGGAGUCGUAGGAAAGAUUUCCUCCAACGCAACCGGUGUCACGGAUGCUCCGAACAUUUGGGGAAAGCAACUUUUCGAAGCGGCAACAAUUCGUUCGACAGCGAAAGAUAACCGCGCGGCUCAGUUUGAUCGAAAGCUUGAAAUUGAAGUGCUUCCUCCUGCUCCGGCUUUGCAUGUUAGCUUUUCACAGACCCCGGUGGAGGUUUUAGCCGGUGAAGUAAUACCUAUCAAAAUUAAUAUGACCAACGCCGGUAUCAGCGUUCUCAGCGAUAUCUACAUCUGCAUCGAGAACCCACGGUACGUGCUAGUCAAUCCGGAGGAGAGCGAAAUUCCGCUUUCGGUGCUGCGGGAUUUGCGUAAUUUGAGCAAUGAAAAUCUAGGCAAAGAGAAAGAGGCCCGAAAGCAGUACGUUUUCAAAGCAUUCAAAGAAUCGGAAGGUAAUUGCAUCAAUCCAAAAGAAACGAAGGUCAGCACCAUUUGGCUGCAGGCACCGUACGCAAAAGGGCAGAAGAAUGUCAAGCUGCUCAUCUACUACGGUUUACCAGCCGAUUAUCCCAAAUUGAAACAUCGCCUUGUACGGCACACGUGGAGUUUCAAUGUAAACGAGUCGCUGCUGGUAGAUGCAAACUGUAACGUUAGCAAUCCAACAACCAACGAGUUGGGAAUCGAUUUGAAUGUGAAAAACCUAAAUCAGGUCCACCAUCCAUUGAUGACCGACAUCACCGUCAAUGAAAUUGUACUAUACUGUUCCACCUACCAACUUAAUCCGAGAAAAAUAAUUUACAUCAAAAACCCCGGCUAUUAUAAACACUUUGUCGAAAGCGGUGGUCUCAAAACGAACGAAACGCUUAGCCUACGGUGCAACUUGCAGCGUCGUUCGGGUGAGGUGAAAUUCGGUGGAAACAUUCGCGAGUACAUCAGCGACAAACUGUCGACGGUUUCGAUUCGUGCUCCCAGCGAAGAUAUGAUACGAUGUUUGCCAAACUUCCAUUCGACCGGCAGUUUUCUGAUGAAAAACGAAACGAAGUACAUUCGCGUCUACGAGAGCACAAACAACGAGGAGUUUAAUCAAAUCGUAUCCACGUUGGAUCGUCACAUGACGGUCAGCGUGAACUGGAGUGCCAAUAUCAACGAUAACGGAUCAUCCCGUCCGGCGUAUGGGCAGCAUUUUGUGCAAUUGAGAAAUCUGUAUGAUGCAGUAUUUUGUCCCCCUUCGGAGCGGCAUCAGCAAGUUACAUUCACCCAUAACGAAGUGAUUUACAGUAUCUUCGACGAUCUUGAUCGGAUUUUACCCAAGGAAGAUCCUGAAUUGGAUGAAGGUUGGGGUUUCAACAACAACUUUGUUGCGCAACGAUGUUUUCUGGAGGAGAUCGGACAUCAUUCGGAGCAAACAACAAAGGCAUAAAGUUUAUUCCGUGUUUGACACACCCGUC
This is a messenger RNA of Sabethes cyaneus, 4210 nucleotides long. It is a transcript of the gene l(3)76BDm, whose product is annotated as trafficking protein particle complex subunit 8. The coding region runs from base 217 to 4182 and encodes 1321 amino acids. Lineage: Eukaryota; Metazoa; Arthropoda; Insecta; Diptera; Culicidae. Gene Ontology annotation, cellular component: TRAPPIII protein complex; cytoplasmic vesicle; phagophore assembly site. The transcript is spliced from 8 exons. The record is from RefSeq and is a predicted model, not a curated record. Gene Ontology annotation, biological process: endoplasmic reticulum to Golgi vesicle-mediated transport; protein localization to phagophore assembly site.